Messenger RNA from Seminavis robusta, 582 nucleotides. NCBI's taxonomy places the organism in Eukaryota, Bacillariophyta, Bacillariophyceae, Naviculales, Naviculaceae. The record is from the annotation of a GenBank genome assembly.
AUGUCAAAUCAUGUCCUCAAGGGACUCUUAUUCCUCACCAUACCCAUGCGAGUGUGGAAUUUCCUGUGUCAAGAUUUUGGUGCUACCACCUUUCUCUUGUCUGUGGCAUGGAACUGCGAUUCUGGUGCCUUGAUUGUGGGCCGUUUGUCCAAGUCCAUACAGGCCCCGGAUAACCGCAUACCACCGCCACAAUGGCUUGUAAAGAUAUCACCCGCCAAAUCUGUGGAGGGUGUGUUGGGUGGACUCAUGGCUGGAUGUUUGACCUGUGUUUGUUGGCCCUUUCUCUGGCAAGGUCUGGUCCUCUUUCGGGAACUUGCUGCCAGUUCCACCUGGAUGGAAAGUAGUAGUAUGGAUAGCAGCGGCAUGGCCACAGAGGGCCUCUCACUGACUGAACGAAUAUCGUUGGGUCUAAUCCUUUCCAUCCUAGCCAUUGUGGGGGACUUGUGGGAGAGCUCAACCAAGCGACAAGGAGGUGUCAAAGACUCUGGAAAGCUGUUGCCAGGACAUGGUGGCAUAUUGGAUCGUUUUGAUUCUUCGGCGCUACCUGUCCUAUUUUACACCUACUACUACUACUAUUCUUAG